Glossina fuscipes is the source of this 2860-nucleotide messenger RNA. RefSeq names its product equilibrative nucleoside transporter 4 (gene Ent3). Gene Ontology annotation, cellular component: plasma membrane. The transcript is spliced from 3 exons. Lineage: Eukaryota; Metazoa; Arthropoda; Insecta; Diptera; Glossinidae. The coding region runs from base 22 to 2127 and encodes 701 amino acids. Gene Ontology annotation, molecular function: nucleoside transmembrane transporter activity; monoamine transmembrane transporter activity. The record is from RefSeq and is a predicted model, not a curated record. Gene Ontology annotation, biological process: nucleoside transmembrane transport.
AUAUGUAUAUAUGUAUAUAUAAUGGACUCUACUCAAGCAACCAACUAUGAGCCGCUUGAAGGUCGAAGUUCAUCGGGUAUACGUCAUGAACCAAUGGACAGUCCGGAAAGUGAUGUUCGUGCACCUAAAGAUCAAAAGCAUUUAGUAUAUAUCGCUUUGUUGGCAGCUGGUAUUGGAUUUGUUUUGCCCUAUAAUAGUUUUAUAAUUGCUGCUGACUAUUGGCAGUCACGUUUCCCAGGACGUUCGGUGGCCUUGGACAUGUCGAUGACGUAUAUUUUGGUGGCAUUUGCGACAGUGCUAUUGAAUAACGUUUUUUUAUCGUUGGCACCGUUUCGAGUGCGUGUUAUGUUCGGAUAUAUUGUAUCGUUUACAACAUUAAUCUUUGUGGCGGUUUGCGAGGUGGCCUGGCAUAUGUUUACUAGCAAUACAGCGUAUUCAGUAAAUUUGGCAGCUGUAUCAUUGGUGGCAGUAGGAUGCACUGUGCAACAAUCGAGCUUCUAUGGAUUUGCGAGUAUGCUACCCAAGCAAUAUACGCAAGCUGUUAUGGCGGGUGAAAGUGUGGCUGGAUUUUUGGUGUCCUCGAAUCGUGUGGCCACGAAACUCUUGAUACAGAGUGAUCGAUGGUCGACGGUCAUAUUUUUCUUAACCUCCACUUUUUAUAUCCUCUUAAGUUAUAUAUUGCACUUGGCUACUCUGAAUUCGCCUUUUGUGCGGUAUCACAUGAAGGCGUGCGCUAAGAUAGUCUUGCGACCUGAUGAAGAUCGCUUAGUAAGUAGAAGUUUUCAUUGUUUUUAUUCGUGUAAUUUCAAGUUUUUUUCAUUAACUUUCCAGAAUGAAUUGGAAGGUAGUACACCUACCGCUAAAUAUGGGGUCUUAUCGUUGGAGCCCACCAGUCCAACCGAUGCGAAGCCGACGAAAGUGAACAACACAACCAACACUAACACGGCAUUAAGUUUUAGCAAUCCGGUCUAUGAGCUUUCUAAUCCGUCAGCUGGCGAGAGCGUAAUCGAAGGUCUUAAUAAUCUUCCGGAUAUACCAAGCACUCCUCAAGAGCCCACUACUCCCACAACGGUAGUGUUUAAAGUGGAACAUGUCCUAACCCCGGGAACUUGUACACCAGGCAAACUUAGCGAUUUGAAAAAUGGAUUUGCCUCACGUUGGCAAGUGGCCCAAUCAAUUUACCCAUACAUGGUGUGUAUUGCCUUAGCUUAUUGUGUAACCUUAUCACUGUAUCCGGGCAUCGAAUCCGAGAUUAUAUCUUGCAGUUUGGGUAAUUGGCUGCCGGUCUUAUUAAUGUUUACAUUUAAUACUGCGGAUGUUAUUGGAAAGAUAUUGGCUGGUUUACCAUACCCUUGGUCUCGUAGGCAAUUAAUUUUGAUGUCAGGUCUCCGGAUUGUUUUGGUUCCUUUGCUUUUAUUAUGUUGUGCUCCUCGCCAUCAGCCAGUAAUCUCGGGAGAAACGUCAGCCUUCAUAUUUACAAUUGCAUUGGGGGUAAGUAAUGGUUUGGCUGGCAGUCUACCUAUGAUGUUGGCUCCUGCUAAAGUGCCAGGCACUCUUAAGGAAGUUACAGGUAACAUGAUGACGCUCUCCUAUAAUGUCGGCUUAACUGCCGGUUCCUUGAUCGGUUAUGUAUUUGAAUCAAUGCUGGGUGCUCAACUUAACAAUCCAUGCCCCAAGUAUCCAUACAUAAUUGGUCCAACAAUUGUACAUCAACAAAUAAUUACUAGUACGGUAACACCGACCAUAAGUUCUAAUGUCACCUCUACGUUGGCAACAACGCUGAUGACAAGUACCACCAGCUAUUUACCAACGACUACAGAAGGUACUAGCACAUUUUCGUUAGCACCGUUAACUAAUUUAGUAACAGCAACAACCACGGCCGCAGCAAUAAUAACUAUAACUCCAAGUCCUCCAUCUGCUAAUGUAACUUCAACAGCGGCCACAGCGGCGGCUGUUUCGACUGUGGCGGCCACAGUAUCAACUCUUCCAGACAUGGUUAGUACAGUUGUUUCAAAUAUUUUGACAGCUGUCACUACACUCAGUGAAAUGAGUGCGGAAUUAAUAAGCGGCAGUGUUAGUAGUACGCCAGAUCCUCAAAAUUCUAUGGAACUGAUGGAACAAGUUUAGAUUUUUAAAAUUAGAGUAAGCAAAGCGUACUGAGAGAACAAAUAAUGAGCAAGAAAGCAGUAAAUGUUAGUUGAAUUUUCUAAAAGAGUGCCAGAUUGAUCAACUAAUAUUAUAUAAGUGACUUGUGUGUGCCAUCACAUAAAGGAUAAUAUAAACGUACGAACGCUAUAAUACAAACGGUAAUUUAAGUAAAGACUGAUUUAGUGGACGUACGUCAAAAAUUUUUGUUAAGCUAAGGAACAUUUUUUAUUACGAUCGUCUAAAAUGAACUAGGAAUAGGAAUAUGAGUAGGAGUAGGAGUAGGAGUAUUUGAGCUAAGAGUCAUUAAAUUUGUUACGUUGACUAAUGGAAUAGAGAAAUUAUAAAAAUGUUCUUAUAUUUUUUUAAAGUUCAAUAUCCAAAAUCAAAAACCGAUAAAAAAAAAAAAAUGAAGAAGAAAAGGAAACAGAAAUGACAAUGAGAACGAGUUAAAUUGCAUGUGUAAAUGAAACGUUCACUUAUAUCAUGGACAAGUGGGAUUUUUCGAAAAGACUUAUUCUUUCACUGCAUUAAACUGCUUGAAUUUCUCUCAGUAUCUUUUAUUUAGAACGGAAAAAAGGAGUUUUUCUUUUGUUUUUGUAUCGUAUUUUAGUAUUAAAGUAUAAGUCUGAUAUGAGGUCACUCUUUUUAAUUAUGUACAUAUUAUAUAAGUUCGAAAGAGUUUGGUAAGAGUACUUUGCACAUUCUUAUUAUA